CUCACAUUCCAAAGGGGAUGGGGGUGGGCAGGCCAGGGGAUCCGGUUGUCAGAGGAGUUGGGCCUUGUAUUUCCUCAUGGUUUUGCCAGGUGGAGUGUGUUAUUGCAGACUAAUCUCUUGUGACCACCUGUCUCAUGACCAGGUCUUUGUGGAGACUGUUUUUGCCAAACUCUGCUGGCAGACGCUGCAUUAGUGGACCUUGGCCGGUUGUGGGGGAUGAUAGCUGUGUUCCAUGUGGAUGGAUAUGGGAGACAAAGAGUGUUCAUGUUCCCAGAUGUGUUCAUCAGGCAGAGUGACCUCCAUAGGGCAGCUUACUCAAAGGACAACAGCAGAGGUAAGGGCAACAAUGAGGAGCUGAGACUUUACCACCACCUCUUCGACAACUAUGACCCUGAAUCCCGGCCUGUGAGGGAGCCUGAGGACACUGUCACCAUCACCCUUAAGGUCACCCUGACUAACCUCAUCUCACUGAACGAGAAGGAGGAGACUCUGACUACCAACGUCUGGAUUGGAAUUGAUUGGCACGAUUACCGACUCAACUACAGCAAGGACGACUUUGGGGGCAUAGAAACCCUGCGGGUCCCUUCUGAACUCGUCUGGCUGCCAGAGAUAGUGCUGGAGAACAAUAUUGACGGCCAGUUCGGCAUAGCCUACGAGUGCAACGUGCUGGUCUCCGCCGGAGGCUACGUGACCUGGUUGCCCCCGGCCAUCUACCGGAGCACCUGCGCCAUGGAGGUCACCUACUUUCCCUUCGACUGGCAGAACUGCUCCCUUAUUUUCCGCUCUCAGACCUACAAUGCUGAAGAGGUGGAGUUCAUCUUUGCGGUAGAUGACAAUGGCGAGACCAUCAAUAAGAUCGAAAUCGACACUGAGGCCUUUACUGAGAACGGCGAGUGGGCCAUCGACUUCUGUCCUGGGGUGAUCCGCCGCUACCACAGAGGCCCCGCUGACAGCCAGGAGGAAACUGAUGUCAUGUACAUGCUCAUCAUCCGCCGCAAGCCGCUCUUCUACGUCAUUAACAUCAUCGUGCCUUGCGUGCUUAUUUCUGGCCUAGUGCUGCUCGCCUACUUCCUGCCGGCGCAGGCCGGCGGCCAGAAAUGCACCGUCUCUAUCAACGUCCUGCUCGCCCAGACCGUUUUCUUGUUCCUGAUUGCCCAGAAAAUUCCAGAGACGUCUCUGAGCGUGCCUCUGCUAGGCAGGUAUCUUAUUUUCGUCAUGGUGGUUGCUACUCUCAUUGUCAUGAAUUGCGUCAUUGUGCUCAACGUGUCUUUGCGGACGCCCACAACUCAUGCCACAUCCCCGCGGCUGCGCCACGUUUUAUUGGAGUUACUGCCGCGCCUGCUGGGUUCAGGCCAGCUCCCGGACGCGCCCCGGGCCACCUCGCCGCCAAGGCGGGCGUCGUCUGUGGGCUUACUGCUCCGCGCAGAGGAGCUGAUCCUGAAAAAGCCGCGGAGCGAGCUGGUGUUUGAGGGGCAACGGCACCGGCACGGGACCUGGACCGCUGCCCUCUGCCAGAGUCUGGGCGCUGCAGCCCCUGAGAUACGUUGCUGUGUGGAUGCUGUGAACUUUGUGGCCGAGAGCACGAGAGACCAGGAGGCCACCGGCGAGGAGGUGUCCGACUGGGUGCGCAUGGGGAAGGCUCUUGACAACAUCUGUUUCUGGGCUGCUCUGGUCCUCUUCAGCGUCGGUUCCAGCCUCAUCUUCCUGGGGGGUUACUUCAACCGAGUGCCGGACCUCCCCUACCCGCCGUGUAUCCAGCCUUGAACCUGUGUUCACUUCAGUUUCCUCACUCACCUCCAGAAGGAAAUAGAUUUUGAAAAAAAACAAGCUGCUGUCUACUGUAUAAUCCCUUCCCUCUGUUGACAGUACUCUCCUUUGUGAACUUCCAAAGAGGAACUGCACAUAUCCAUGUGCCUAGGUCUGGCCCCUGACCAGGGUCAGCAAAAGUAGAGAAUGAAUUGUUUGGGCAGGCCCUCCGUGCCAACCCAGACAGCAAGGCUUGUCUUUAGUUCAUCCUUGUGGACCUCCUGCCAGCCCCAGUGAUUCUCUACCCUUAUGGGUUUCUAAGUGGCUUUUAUACACUUAGAAACGUCAGGAAACCUGUUUGCAGGACCUGUGCUUCUCUGGGCGGGAACCAAAUAUCCUCCAUGAAGGUCAC
Molecule: messenger RNA, 2158 nt
Organism: Castor canadensis (American beaver)
Lineage: Eukaryota; Metazoa; Chordata; Mammalia; Rodentia; Castoridae
Gene: Chrne
Product: cholinergic receptor nicotinic epsilon subunit
Biological process (GO): monoatomic ion transmembrane transport
Cellular component (GO): postsynaptic membrane
Molecular function (GO): acetylcholine-gated monoatomic cation-selective channel activity; transmembrane signaling receptor activity
Source: RefSeq, a predicted model, not a curated record